Molecule: messenger RNA, 3657 nt
Organism: Mercenaria mercenaria
Lineage: Eukaryota; Metazoa; Mollusca; Bivalvia; Venerida; Veneridae
Exons: 11
Coding region: 371-3466 (1031 amino acids)
Biological process (GO): transmembrane transport; monocarboxylic acid transport
Cellular component (GO): membrane
Molecular function (GO): monocarboxylic acid transmembrane transporter activity
Source: RefSeq, a predicted model, not a curated record
AUAAAAAAAAUUAAAACAUUUCUUCCUUCUAUCACAGCAUGUGACGGAUACCUGUUCAUAAAAAUUAGGCUAUUUUAUACAUGCCCACUUAUAACUGAACUUCAAAACGCUGACGAGUACGUGGCUUGUCAUAAUUGGUGCACAGAGAGGGAAAUAGUGAUAUCUUCAAACUAUGGUCAAUGAAUUAAUGUUAAUGUACACAGCUGUGUUGGGAUUCGUAAAUGAAUUAAUGUUGAUAUAACUGACCUCAAAGUUUACUUUUUACAGCUUUGAGAAGGAAAGCAUCAAUAUUGGAGUUGUACAUGUACUCAAAACCAACCAGUGCGUCGGGCUUCUGGACAAAGAUAUUUAGAAAUACUCCUGGCUCACUAUGACUAAUAAACAAAGAAAGAUGAAGCCGACGGUUAGGGAUAGAGGAUAUGCCUGGGUGAUCGUAAUAGCCGCAUUCUUCCUUCAAGCUAUCCAGGACGGUGUGCGUUUCUCGUACGGUCUUUACUUUGUCGAGUUCCUGAACGAAUUCAAUAAAGGCAAAGGUCAAACUGCAUGGGUUGGCAGCAUCAUGCUUAGUGUGUUUAAUCUUGCAGGUCCCAUCUCGGCAUACAUUGUGAACAGGUUUGGAUACCGAAUCGGUACAAUGGCAGGCUCACUUGUCACAACUGUGGCAUUCUUGCUGAGUUAUUUUGCACCUAAUCUCUACUACCUAUAUUUUACUUUCGGUGCACUACAAGGGUUCGGGUUUGGAAUGGUGUUUUUGUCUGGAUAUGUUGCUACUGGGAAAUAUUUCAAAAAGAGAAGAGCGUUGGCUGUAGGGAUUACUUUCUGUGGCGGAGGGAUAGGAACAUUUGUUUUCCUUCCUGUAGCACGGUUGAUUAUUGAUACUUUUGGUUGGAGAGGAUCAGUGUUUAUCUUAGCUGGUGUGGCAUUACAUGAAUGCGUGUUUGCGUCUUUAUUAAGACCAUUUAUAGAGGAAGAAGUAGAAAUAAAUGAACCUGAAAUAGAAAAUAUGAAGAAUAAAAAACAAUCCAAGAGAGGCAAAGAACAUGGCGGGAAUUCAAGGCAAGAUGUAACAGAAGAUAAGUUAGAUGUCACACAUUCAGAGCAAGCUAUAACAGGUGAUAAGUUAGAUAGCGCACAUGCAGAGCAAGCUAUAACAGGUGAUAAGUUAGAUAGCGCACAUGCAGAGCAAGCUAUAACUGGUGGUAAGUUAAAUAUGACAGAUGAAAAAGUAUCAGUUGAAAAUACUGAAGAAGCACAGAGUAUUCCUUUGCCUGUCAUUACAACUGAUAUUGAUACCAAGACCGACAGCCCAGUUGCAAAAUCAAAUGAUGAACAUCCUAACUGUACUCCGGUGUCCGCCACAAAGAAUGAAAAUGACAGAGCUGUGUCAACACAUGACAUUGACACAUCCAAUAGCAAAAGCAAUGAACAUAAUAUUGAAACCAUGACAAAUAAAAAUGACAAAACAAAAAUUGACAAGUUUAAAAAUGCAUUCAUAGAAAACGUUUUCCCAAAGGAAUUGGUGACAAACAGUAAUUUCAUUAUUCUAAUGCUAUCGACCGUGUUCAUAGCUAUACCAGAAUUCGUGCCAUACAGUAUGUUGCCUGAUUUUGCACUGACCGUCAAAAGUAGUUCAUCACAGAGUGCUUGGAUGCUAUCAGCAGUCGGAAUUGGAGCAACUAUAAGUCAAGUUGGUGCCGGAUGGUUAGCAGAUAUGAAAUGUGUCCAUAAUCUGAGCCUUCUGGGUGGUUGCAUUCUAUCAAUCGGCGUGACGACAAUGAUUGUUGCUGUGAUCCCGAUGUUUGAGACGCUUAUUACGUAUUCAGUGCUGUUCGGCCUGUUUUCAGGGGCUAUGUACAGCGUCCAACCGAUAGUGUUGUUGGAAUAUAUUGACGAAAAACACAUGGCGACAAUGCACGGGUUGACAAUGUGGGUGUAUGGUAUAUCGGGGCUUAUUGGUAGCCCAGCUGCAGGUCCCAUCUCGGCAUACAUUGUGAACAGGUUUGGAUACCGAACUGGUACAAUGGCAGGUUCACUUAUCACAACUGUAGCAUUUCUGCUGAGUUAUUUUGCACCUAAUCUCUACUACCUAUAUUUUACUUUCGGUGCACUACAAGGGUUUGGGUUUGGAAUGGUGUUUCUGUCUGGAUAUGUCGCUACUGUGAAAUAUUUCAAAAAGAGGAGGGCGUUGGCUGUAGGGAUUACUUUCUGUGGCGGAGGGAUAGGAACAUUUGUUUUCCUUCCUGUCGCACAAUUGAUAAUUGAUACCUUUGGUUGGAGAGGGUCUAUGUUUAUUUUAGCUGGCGUGACCUUACAUGAAUGCGUAUUUGCAUCUUUAUUAAGACCAUUUAUAGAGGAAGAAGUAGAAAUAAAUGAACCUGAAAUAGAAAAUUUGAAGAAUAACAAACAAUCCAAGACAGGCAAUGAACAUGGCGAGAAUUCAAGGCAAGAUAUAACGGAAUAUCAGUUAGAUGUCAAACAUUCAGAACAAGGCAUAACGGGUGAUAAGUUAGAUAGCUUACAUUCAGAGCAAGCUAUAACUGGUGGUAAGUUAGCUAUAACAGAUGGUAAAGUAUCAGUUGAAAAUACUGAAGAAGCACAGAGUAUACCUGUGCCUGUCAUUACAACUGUUAUAGAUACCAAGACCGGCAAUCCAGUUGCAAGAUCAGAUGAUAAGCAUCCUAACUGUACUCCGGUGUCCGUCGCAACGACUGAAAAUGACAGAUCUGCGUCAACACAUGACAUAGACACGUCCAACAGCGAGAGCAAUAAAUAUAAUAUUGAGUCCAUGACAAAUAAAAAUGACAAAACAAAAAAUGGCAGGUUUAAGAUUGCAUACAUAGAAAAAGUUUUCCCCAAAAAAUUGGUGACAAACAGUAAUUUUAUUAUUCUAAUGUUAUCGACCGUGUUCAUAGCUAUACCAGAAUUCGUACCUUACAGUAUGUUGCCUGAUUUUGCACUGACCGUCAAAUGUAGUUCAUCACAGAGUGCUUGGAUGCUGUCAGCAGUCGGAAUCGGAGGAGCCAUAAGUCAAAUUUGUGCCGGAUGGUUAGCAGAUAUGAAAUGUGUCCAUAAUCUGAGUCUUCUGGGUGGUUGCAUUCUAUCAAUCGGCGUAAUGACAAUGAUUGUUGCUGUGAUCCCGAUGUUUGAGACGCUUAUUACGUAUUCAGUGCUGUACGGCCUGUUUUCAGGGGCUAUGUACUGCGUCCAACCUAUUGUAUUAUUGGAAUAUAUUGAUGAAAAACACAUGGCGACCAUUCAAGGGUUGACAAUGUGGGUAUAUGGUAUAUCGGGGCUUAUUGGUAGCCCAGCUGCAGGUUGGUUAUUUGAUGCGACGGGGAAGUAUACAUUAAGUUUUCUGGCGGCCGGAGCAUGUUUCGCUGUCAGCGGAUGUAUCAACUUUCUUGUCUUGGUUACAAGACGUAGCAGGGAAGCCAGAAAACUGAAGAAGCUGAAAACGGAAAUAUGAAAGACGGCUGUCUGUGAUCAGUACAUGAAUCGUGAAAACCGUGCAGCAAACUAAGAUAUACCAUUAAGGCCUUCACAUCUUUGAUCUUAGGCACUGGAAAAUGUAUGCAACACUGCCGUGUGGCUAUGAAAUGUCUAUAAAUUAUUGCAAUGUUAAGAAUUGUAGUCGGAUUAAAUGUAUUGCGGCAUUAA